Messenger RNA from Nannospalax galili (Upper Galilee mountains blind mole rat), 1112 nucleotides. Its product is annotated as olfactory receptor 5K1. Bases 49 to 1017 code for a protein of 322 amino acids. Lineage: Eukaryota; Metazoa; Chordata; Mammalia; Rodentia; Spalacidae. Gene Ontology annotation, molecular function: G protein-coupled receptor activity; olfactory receptor activity; odorant binding. Gene Ontology annotation, biological process: G protein-coupled receptor signaling pathway; sensory perception of smell. Gene Ontology annotation, cellular component: membrane. The transcript has a single exon. The record is from RefSeq and is a predicted model, not a curated record.
GUAAACUAGAGCUUCAUUCCUCAACACUUUUUUUCAGAGAAGUCAGGAAUGGGUGAAGAAAAUCACACCAUGAUAUAUGAGUUUAUCCUCAUGGGAUUUACAGACCUCCCAGAAGUGAAGACCCUUCUGUUUGCCGUAUUCUUUGUCAUCUAUCUGAUCACCAUGUUAGGGAAUAUUGGUUUGAUGAUACUGAUUUCAAAAGAGCAGUCUCUUCACACCCCAAUGUACAUCUUUUUGGGUUACCUGGCUCUUGUGGAUUCAUGCUGUGCCUGUGCUAUUACUCCUAAAAUGUUGGGAGACUUCUUUUCUGAGGACAAAAUGAUUUCUUUGUAUGAGUGCAUGGCACAAUUUUAUUUUCUUUGCACUGUUGAAACUGCAGACUGCUUUCUUCUGGCAGCCAUGGCCUAUGACCGCUACGUGGCCAUAUGCAGCCCACUGCAGUACCACACCAUGAUGUCCAAGAAGCUCUGCCUUCAGAUGACCACAGGAGCCUUCAUAGCUGGAAACCUACAUUCUGUGAUUCAUGUAGGGCUACUAUUUAGGUUAACUUUCUGUGGGUCUAAUCACAUCAACCACUUUUACUGUGAUAUUCUUCCCUUAUACAGACUCUCCUGUGUUGACCCAUACGUCAAUGAGCUUGUACUGUUUGUCUUUUCAGGCUCAAUUCAAAUCUUCACAAUAGGUAGUGUCUUCAUAUCUUAUCUUUACAUUGUCUUUACAAUUUCCAAAAUGAAAUCCAAAGAGGGAAGAGUCAAGGCCUUUUCCACCUGUGCAUCUCACUUUUUAUCUGUUUCAUUAUUCUAUGGAUCUCUUUUCUUCAUGUACAUUAGGCCAAAUUUACUAGAAGAAGGAGAUAAAGAUAUACCAGCUGCUAUUUUAUUUACGAUAGUAGUUCCCUUACUAAAUCCUUUCAUUUAUAGCUUGAGAAAUAAAGAAGUAAAAAAUGUCUUGCAAAAACUCCUGAUGAAAAGAAUAAUGUCAAGAAAGUUUAAACAAACAGCAUCUACUAUAGCUUAAAGAUUUAGAUUCAGAAGAAACCUCUACAAGAAAUUACACAGGAAUGAUGUAUGUAACUGUAUAUAAAAUCAUAAAGUAUAAUGCUUUCAAAUUAA